Messenger RNA from Camelina sativa (false flax), 1945 nucleotides. The record is from RefSeq and is a predicted model, not a curated record. NCBI's taxonomy places the organism in Eukaryota, Viridiplantae, Streptophyta, Magnoliopsida, Brassicales, Brassicaceae.
AUUUACAUGUUAUUACCUCGAGCUUUUGGCUAAGAUUUUUCACCAAUUCUCUUAAACAUUCUCCUUAGUUUCUGAAACUACCCUCAUCGGGUCUCCAAGAGGCCAAGAAAGGACCUCUUUCUCGGCUUCUCGGAGUCUCAUCAUUAUCUUUUGUUCCACAUUUUCUUCCUCCACACGCAACCUCCAAAACAAAAAAUCCCUAAAUUUUUUUUUUUUAAAAACAAAUGGAUUCCACGGAGAUAAAACGUGUGUUCCAAAUGUUCGACAAGGACGGAGACGGAAAGAUCACUACAAAGGAGCUCAGCGAGUCAUUAAAGAACCUCGGGAUCAUGAUACCCGAAAGCGAGCUAACGCAGAUUAUCCAAAAGAUCGAUGUUAAUGGUGACGGUUGUGUUGACAUCGAAGAGUUUGGAGAGCUUUACAAGACGAUAAUGGUGGGAGACGAGGACGAGGUAGGAGAAGAAGAUAUGAAGGAAGCGUUCAACGUGUUUGAUCGGAACGGAGACGGGUUUAUCACGGUGGAAGAAUUGAAAGCGGUUCUAUCUUCCUUGGGACUCAAGCAAGGUAAGACCUUGGAGGAAUGUAGGAAGAUGAUAAUGCAAGUGGACGUUGACGGUGAUGGUAGGGUUAAUUACAUGGAGUUUAGACAAAUGAUGAAAAAGGGUCGCUUUUUUAGCUCAGUGAGCUGAUAUUAACUUUUCAUUUCUUUUUUUUCCUUUCUUUUUGUUUUUAAUUUUUUGUUAAUUUAUUUAACCAUUGCGGUCUAGAAGGAAAAUCAUAAACGAAAUAUAUCAUUGUGAUGAGUGAUGAUGCUUUCUCCAACAUUAAAUUUGUUUAUAUUCAGAAACAACGUUUGAUACAAUAUAACGAUUGAUGAGUAUGCAUUAUGUAGAAAUUCAUAUAAGAUAGGAUUCAAUCAAUACGUCUAGAGUCUGCCCGUUUACAGGGGUCUUAACAAAAGUGUAACGGGAUUUAAAGUUUUGAGCCUAGAACAAUGUUGGAAUUACCUUUAUUGGACGAUACUAAUUGGUAUUACAAUUUUCGUAUCGCCGUCACGUUUGUUUUCAUCGGGCAAACUCGCUAGUUAUUGAACUUAAUUAUUAACCACUAAAAUAGAGAACAAUUCACUGUUACUGUUAAGAGAAACUGCAACUCAACUGAAAUCCAAAUUACAAACACCAAAUUGAAUCGUCGUUCUUAGAAUCCAAGUUCCAUGUGAUAGAGCCUAGAAGAAGAAUCAGCUCUAACAACAAUGAAACAAACCCUAAAGAGUUUACAGAGAGAAUUGGAGAAGAAGAAGAUUACCAAACUUUUACAAUUUUCCGAUAUGAUUCCGCAAUCUAAUCUCUGCUUCCUUUAUAAGCCACUUCUUCUGUUGUAAGACAAAGCAAUCGUAACCAUUGCUUUCUCAUUCAAUCUCCACCCUACACGUAUCUCUUAUUGAACUCUCUCUUUUACUGUAUCAGUUACUUAGUCCAUAAUUUGAUAUGUUUUGGUGCAAGGUUAACAGUACUUAAACUAUUACAUCAAGGGCACACUUAACAAAGGAUGAUUCUCAAUUGUAAUUGUACGAUUAAGACCAAUUGGAUUUCCCAAUUUAGAAAACAAAGCCUCAGUAAGAAUCCAUAAAUCUUCUUAGAAAUUGCAGUUUCUGCCAAGGGGUUCUCCCUGAAAACAGGGUCUCAGCUCCACUGCACCUCGUCAAUUGGAUUAUAUCCUCAUCGGCAACCAAUUUGAAAUUCAUAUACCAAAGGUUUCAAUUGUUUCGGUUCAGGUUUCAAUUGUUUCGGUUCAAGGUUGAAAAUACUUAGCUAUUGGAACACGGGCACACUCAAAACAUAAUAUUCUCCCCAUUGUAAUGGAUCAGUUACACCAAUUAGAUACCCCAAUAGCAUAGAAUCGUAAUUAAGAUCACCAAACACUAAAACAAUUAACCAAAAAAAAA